AUGGCGGAGCUGUCGCAGGCUGAUGAGGCCAAGCUCGAAAAGUGGGUGGCGGCGAAGAGGUCAAAAAACUUUGGCCUCGCUGAUCAGAUCCGCGCGGAGCUGGAGGCAAAGGGAAUACGAGCCGAGCAGGGCAAGGGCGGCGGCAGCGGCAAGGGGAUCGGGCACCCGCCCAACAUCGACCCGAGCGUCGGGGACUGGCACUGCGCCUCGUGCGGCAACUGGAACUGGGCGCGGCGCAAGGAGUGCAACCAAUGUCACGCGGCGAAGGAGGGUGUGAUGCUUGUCAAGGGGAGUGCGACGGAGCGGCGCAAACGGCGUGCGACGGAGUCGGCCAGGGUAAAGGAGGAGAACAAGGCCCAGAAGAAGAAGUGCCCGUACUGCCACCGCGCAGCGUGCAUCUGCUGA
This is a messenger RNA of Emiliania huxleyi CCMP1516, 405 nucleotides long. RefSeq lists its product as hypothetical. Gene Ontology annotation, biological process: regulation of DNA-templated transcription; tRNA aminoacylation for protein translation. NCBI's taxonomy places the organism in Eukaryota, Haptophyta, Isochrysidales, Noelaerhabdaceae. Gene Ontology annotation, cellular component: nucleus. The transcript is spliced from 3 exons. Bases 1 to 405 code for a protein of 134 amino acids. Gene Ontology annotation, molecular function: transcription coregulator activity; RNA binding; ATP binding. The record is from RefSeq and is a predicted model, not a curated record.